UCUUCUCGAAACGCUAACAUGGAUCUUAAGAGUUUUACCUUCUUCAUCCUGGUGGCUAGGGCCUUAGGAAGCACAGUUCCUUCAUACAACACGCCUGCGCCUACGUACCGUGCUCCUGCCCCAUCCUACAAUGCCCCUGCUCCUUCAGGGCCAGCUCAGUACGACUUCAACUACGAGGUGAGAGACGACCACUCUAGAAACGACUACAAUCAUCAAGAAAAUCGUAAUGGAUACGAUACUCAGGGAGCUUACUACGUUCUCCUUCCCGACGGCCGUGUGCAGAGGGUUGCCUGUGAUACCCGGAUACGUGGCUGA
Molecule: messenger RNA, 315 nt
Organism: Penaeus vannamei (Pacific white shrimp)
Lineage: Eukaryota; Metazoa; Arthropoda; Malacostraca; Decapoda; Penaeidae
Source: RefSeq, a predicted model, not a curated record